AUGGCCAAACUAGAGAUUAUAAAACCAAGUGAACUGUAUAACAUUUUGAAUCAGAAAUUUACUCACGCUUUCAUAAGUGAUCCAUGUUAUUGUGCCUUGUUUGACUCGCGAACUGCUGACGACUAUAAUAAGUCACAUAUUAUAACAGCUAAGAAUUUGAAAAGAUUGAAUGCUUGUUCUUUCAGAAUACCUUAUGAGGCAGAACUUGACUGCAGGUGGAAUGUCAUUGUUUAUGAUGGGAAUACAUCAUCAUUGGACUCUGAAGGGGAUGCAGUGAGAGCUGCGAAGCUUUUGUAUGAUAACGGGAGCCGUCACUUAGUUAAAAUACUGGAAGGAGGAUUCGAGACAUUUACUCGUUUAUAUCCAUACAUGAGAAGUGAUAAAAUAAUGUACUUACCACGAGUAAGACCCAUUUCACAAUUUAAAGACUUUGUCACCAAUUUUUAUCGUAUUUUUGUUUCUACUGAAGAUGCCACAGGUAUUUGGAGUUUGACAACGCUUUAACCAGUAACGCCUAAUGUGAAUCGUACCCACCAAGUGAAAUCAAAAGACAGAAGCGAGGAGGUUCGAAGAUAUAUUCGACAGGCUAUCAAUAUGAGCUUGAAUCGUUUUCUACUUACCCAUUGGAAGUUUUACCGAAUGUUUUAUAUAUUGGUACAAUUCAACAUGCUGGUGAUCGUAAACUUCAUAGACAAAUGAAUAUUGUAGCACACAUAAAUUGUGCAUUAGAUAAUGACGAUCCUAUAUACCAGAAUUGUAAAGACUCUAUGUUGAAUAUUCAACCAUCUGAAAAUUGUGAACUGUUAUCAUUUUUGGACAACGCUUGUGAUUUUAUUCAAGAAAAGCGAUUAAGAGGACAACGUGUUUUAAUUAUUUCAAAAUGGAUGUUUAAUCAGUCUGUAGUGAUUGCAAUUGCUUAUCUUAUUAAAUAUGAAUUAAUGAGUUUAAAAGAUGCAUGGAUGUGUUUACGAAAGAUCUGUAUACCGAUGCAACCAAGUUGGAAUUUUAUGAUACAAUUAGCUGAAUUUGAAUAUAACUUACAGCGUACUGAUAAAUUGAUUCCAUUGACAGAAGAUGAAUACUAUGAAAGAUGAAGUGAUAAAGUAUGAAUAGAUAAUACAAUAGAACUUUAAAAAGGACAUUGAAUUGACUUUUUUUCUUCUUUUCUGUUAGGUAUUUUUUAAAUGACUUACUUACUUACUUACGCCUGUUACUCCUCGUGAAGGAGCAUAGGCCACUCACCAGCAUUCUCCAUCUAACCCUGUCAUGGGCAAUUCUUUCUAGCUCCUUCCAGUUAUCAUUCAUCCUUUUAUUAUCUGAUUCUAUUAUCCGACGUAUUGUGUUCUUUGACCUUCAUCUUCUCCGCUUCCCUUCAGGAUUCCAAGUCAGGGCUUGCCUCGUGAUGUAGUUUGAUGAUUUGUGUAAUAUAUGUCUUAUCCAUUUCCAUCAUCUUUUCCUAAUUUCUUCUUCAGAUAGAAGCUGGUUUUUUCUCUCCCACAAAAGGUUGUUGGUGAUGGUAUCCGGCCAGUGGAUGUUGAGUAUCCUGCGUAGACAGCUAUUUAUAAAUACUUGUAUCUUCCUGAUGAUAGUUGUUGUAGUUCUCC
Schistosoma haematobium is the source of this 1604-nucleotide messenger RNA. Its product is annotated as Serine/threonine/tyrosine-interacting-like protein 1. Bases 1 to 504 code for a protein of 167 amino acids. Gene Ontology annotation, molecular function: protein phosphatase inhibitor activity; pseudophosphatase activity; protein tyrosine/serine/threonine phosphatase activity. Lineage: Eukaryota; Metazoa; Platyhelminthes; Trematoda; Strigeidida; Schistosomatidae. The transcript has 9 exons. Gene Ontology annotation, biological process: positive regulation of intrinsic apoptotic signaling pathway; protein dephosphorylation; negative regulation of cytoplasmic stress granule assembly. Gene Ontology annotation, cellular component: mitochondrion. The record is from RefSeq and is a predicted model, not a curated record.